AUGAAUCCAGUACAAAGGAGGCCUCGUAAAGGGUCGGCUAUUAAGCCUCAAUGUAUAUUAGAAAAGAAUGAUUGGCUAGAUGUAUUAGAUGCUGAUGGCGUAUGGAAUGUAGCACGAGUUUUGUCUGUUGUAUCACCCAAAAAGGUAAAAAUUACGUAUGAUGGGUGGCCAAAGGAUUACGAUGAAGUCGUAUCUAUCAAUAGUAAUCGUGUCGCACCUUAUCAUACGUAUACAUGGACGGUCAAGUGCUGGGUCAAGUAUCUUAAUUGGCCACUUUGGCCUUCCUUGAUUACAAUUCGAACACCAGGUACAAAAGCAGGUAUUACGAAUCUUGCAUCGGAGAAUCGACUUUUUGUGGAUUUUUUCGACAAACCAAAAUUUACAAAACGUGACAGGUGCUGGCAAAAAAAGACAAGAGUACAGGCAUUUGAUGAGAAGUUUGAUACAAAGCGGACGGGAUCAACUGGUGCGAGUUUUGAACGAGCAUUAGGAUGGAUGUUGCAAUCAACUGCAUCAACAACAAUGCCCAAGUUUGCGGUCGGUACUUUACCAGUGGAGUACAAGCAUAGUCCUGCAAAAUCUGUCGAGACCGUACGAAAAGAGAUUGACGACGAGCAAUGGUUUCGAAGAUUUAUGCAUAGCAAAAUGCGUCAUCAAAUGAAUCAUGUUUACGAAACAACCGGAUUCAAUGACGGCAAAGGAAGCACUGACAAAACGCCGUGUGUAGGACGGACCAAAUUGACUGCUAAGCAAAGGUUGUCAUCUGCUGGGGAGAUUGUCGGUGCGAAUGUGGACCAAUCAGCUGACAAUGACGAGGUAGAUGCAGCACAAAGUGUUGUUAAUCUUGCUCAACUCGAUAUAGCCCCAGAUCGUUCUGGAUCUGGCAACAGCACAAAACGGUCAAAAAAGAACGGCGUGAACUCUGACUCUGGCCCUAGCAGCUUUAAGUCGGGGGCAUCGAAAAUGCUUUCGAUGCAAUCCGAGGCGAUAAUCGAUCGUCAAAGCGGCGAUACCAAGAAAAAGAAAAUUGGGAUGGGACCAAGACAACAGCUCGUUGCUAGAAAAGGAGCAAGACAUGAACGGGCUGGACAAAGCGGCUGCAGCCUUUUGUUGGAGACGACAGGCAUCAGCAGAAAAAGAAUCACUGACGGGAGCAUAGCAGGAGCUGACUCUAGGGACUCAGCAGGGGCGAAUUCUUAUGUCGGAAAACAUUAUUCGACUUUGCUUGGUGCGGGUAAACGCCGCCGCAUCCACGAUGAUGGAUGCAGUCAGGAGCUUCGUAGGCGGUUCUGUGUAAUGCAAGCAGAUCAAGAAGAUGCAGAUGCCACCGAGACAGUAAAGUGUUCAAAAAAGACUAUCAUCAGUGUACCAAGAAAAUUUAACGAAGUCUCGGUACCUCAAAUACCGACUUGCUUUACUGACUCACUGGUCGGCAUGGCGCGACCACCUCAACUUCGCACUUUUGCUUCAAGUGUUCAGACUAAUACGGCGUUAGCUGCUCCGUCGACAGCAGUGUUCAGCUCGAGCAAUAACUUUUCAAUGGAGUCAUGGUUCAAGCGCAGGUUGAUGACCGAUUUCAUGGGCGGUGGAAUGUAA
Peronospora belbahrii is the source of this 1596-nucleotide messenger RNA. NCBI's taxonomy places the organism in Eukaryota, Oomycota, Peronosporomycetes, Peronosporales, Peronosporaceae. The record is from the annotation of a GenBank genome assembly.